Ictalurus punctatus (channel catfish) is the source of this 369-nucleotide messenger RNA. RefSeq names its product transcription factor HES-5. The record is from RefSeq and is a predicted model, not a curated record. Gene Ontology annotation, biological process: anterior/posterior pattern specification; regulation of neurogenesis; regulation of transcription by RNA polymerase II. Gene Ontology annotation, cellular component: nucleus. Gene Ontology annotation, molecular function: protein dimerization activity; DNA-binding transcription factor activity, RNA polymerase II-specific; RNA polymerase II cis-regulatory region sequence-specific DNA binding. The transcript has 2 exons. The coding region runs from base 1 to 369 and encodes 122 amino acids. Lineage: Eukaryota; Metazoa; Chordata; Actinopteri; Siluriformes; Ictaluridae.
AUGUGCAUGAACAGCAGAAUCAAGAAGCUCAAGUCUCUGCUGGGUGGAGAAUUCCUAACGCAACAGCCUGAUUCCAGACAGGAGAAAGCCGACAUCCUGGAGAUGACAGUUUAUUUCCUGAGGCAGCAGCAGCAGUCACACAAGAAGUCGAGCUGCUCAACUGAAGCUGAUGAAGGCUACAGCAGGUGUGUGCAGGAGGCCAUCAACUUCCUGUCUCAGUGUCAAGUACACACUCAGUCCCAGAGAAGAUGCAGCCUUCCAUGGAGAAGAACAGAAGUGUCGUUUCUCAGCUCAGCUCUCCAUCCUGCCAGAUCUGCAGCAAAGAGGAGACUCCAGGCUGCAGUGAACUCUGGAGACCCUGGACCAUAG